CAUAUCCACAUCCUCCUUUUCUCGCUCACCCUCGCUAUCCCCACCUCUUCUUUUUCUUCUGCAUCUUUGCCUCGCUCUUCGUCCCUAGUGCUUCGGCAGCCUUCCAGAGCAACUAGUCACUGUCGUCGACAUUCACAGUCGUCCUCUCGCCACCCUCUCACCUUCUGCUCUUCUUCCUCCCCCUUGUUCCCCACUGCAUUUAUAUUCUCUCUUAUUCAUUUGCUCUCCCGCUUUGGUCUCGAUUCCUUGUCUACGUGGUGCUCGCUCGCCCACACGCAACCCCUCGCGCACCCGCACACCCGCACCCACACUCAUUCGGUGAAGUGGAUAGUGGAUGGGAGGGAUGUUGGUCGAUGAAAUUGCAGGUUAUGAUGUUGACAAGCCACAGCCAGCACAGCUGUCAUAACAACCCCAUCAAUCAUAUGCUCCAGGACUCGGUGGCAAUAGCUCGUUGUAGGCCCACAUCCAGAGCAGCAUCGGGAGGAGCGUCAACGGGAAGCGUAUAUGCUUACCCCCGCCUCCAUCCGAGUACUUCCCCAUCUCACUUUCUCAACCAAUGCCGUCAGGAGUGCCGUUUUCCCCCUCUGAGAGCCUGACAGCAUCUGGGCAAACCAUUGUCUUUUCCUUUUACGACCUCGACCUCCGCCAUGCAAAGAGUGCGAUGUGCUUGCUCAGUGCGAGGAGUAGUUCCUCGCAUGCUCAGCUUUUCACCGCAGCCGCCUCAUUUCCGCUCUUCCUACUCUUCCUCCUCUAUCUCUCCCGCCGGUAUGACGAUGUCUGACACUUCUGACACCAGACCUGUCAAUUGCUGGUAGGCUCGCGAUGAAACUCGAUACUUU
This is a messenger RNA of Stereum hirsutum FP-91666 SS1, 839 nucleotides long. RefSeq lists its product as uncharacterized. Bases 557 to 781 code for a protein of 74 amino acids. Lineage: Eukaryota; Fungi; Basidiomycota; Agaricomycetes; Russulales; Stereaceae. The record is from RefSeq and is a predicted model, not a curated record. The transcript has 4 exons.